CCACAUGUAUGUUGCGGAACAGCAAGGCAAACGUUUUUUUGUUUAGGGACCCCUCAUAAACUGACUGCAGAAAAUAUGUGCGCAUUUGAUGUUCUGUAGAGCGUUUUUAGAAGAAUUCCAAGCGUUCACGCAAACAUUUGGUGUGGUGUCUUGAACGCAGCCUCGGAGCUGGAAUCAUUUACCUAAUACCGAGGUCACAUUUCAGAAAAGUUGAACUUUAGGACUGAUCAUAAACUAUCUGCACGCUUGAGUUGAGCAAAAGCUUUAGCCACCAUGGCUGAGCCACCCGUUCUUAUACGACAAGAUGAGGUUGAAGGAUUGUUGGAUUAUAAAGAUUUGAUCCCGCGACUUGAAGUAGCACUGGGGACGUUUUCCAAACGGGACAGCGCAGAAAUGAUCCAGCCCGUCCGUAGUACGGUCCCGUUACAAAAAUACAAUGGGUAUGUUGAUUCAUUAAUUCCCUUAUUUAUCAUUGGUCGGUAAUUUAGUAACAAUACUGUUUAAAAAAUGUCCGCCUAGAUUCCUGGGGCUGAUGCCUGCAUAUUUGGUGCAUGAAGACAUCCUGUGCACAAAGUUGGUGUGUUUUUACAACAGGGAGAGUGGGUCAACUCUGCCAACAACUCAAGCCACAGUGUUGCUGUUUGAUCCUGAGUAUGGGAACGUCAAAGCUGUGAGUAUGCCUAUGACUAUUUAACAGUGGCUGUCGUAGUAAAUAUAAUUUGUUGUACUUCCUCUUUUAAUUUUGUGUUCACCAACAUGGCCAUUAUAUGUUAUUUAUCAGUUGUGACCACCCAGCCAUACAAGCAGAGUCAAAUAAUUCAAGGAUUUAGCACAGCUGGUUAUAAUAGAGGUCAAUUCAGUUAUAACAUCUGUCUCAGUGUGGUUGACAUCUGCAGGUCAUGGAUGGGGAGGUCAUCACAGCCAAAAGGACAGCAGCAGUGUCUGCUAUUUCUGCCAAAGUAAGGCCCUCUCCAUGUGGCCUAGGCAAGCAUGCAUACACUCUUAAUUGGGGAUUGCUCACUACCUGUCAAUAACUCUAACAUUGUGCUGUUCUAAUUUUGGAAUGUUUGGAACCCCCCUUGGAACUGUCCAGCUGUUGAUGCCAGCCCAGUCGGAGGUGUUGACCAUACUGGGAGCUGGCCAUCAGGCCCUCAGCCACUACAACGUCUUCACAGAAACCUUCUCCUUUAAAGAGGUACCAGAGUGAUUCAGUGUUUCUGAAUGGGUGAUUAGAGAGACCCACUGGUGUGUGGCUAUAUCCUCCAGACAUAAGACUUGGUUCUGGUUAGAAAUAUCUUGUUGUGGGUCAUGAGAAAAUAUCAAAGGCCAUUGAGGGAUCACAUCAUUACAGGUCCGUGUGUGGAGCAGGAGGAAAGAGUCGGCGGAGAGGUUUGCCCAGUCCACCCAGGGUCAUGUUACAGUAUGUGAGUCAGUGGAGGAGGCAGUGAAUGGGGCAGACGUCAUAGUCACUGUGACUAAGGCCAUUGAACCAGUGCUCUUUGGCCAGUGGGUCAAGCCAGGUGCCCAUGUAGCAGGUGAGGAGACUCCUGACUGAAGAUGAUAGUGCCAUGCCUUGACAUAAGAUUUUGAUGUGUGUAGAUAACAUACUGUAAUGGCACUGCCAUCUCUCUCUUUGGUCUUAAUGUAAUGUGUCAUUGCUGUGUGUGCGCGUGGUAGCUGUGGGAGCCUGCAGGCCAGACUGGAGGGAGCUGGAUGAUGUGUUGAUGAGGCAGGCUGAGGUGUAUGUGGACAGCAGAGAGGGAGCUGUAGCAGAGUCAGGAGAUAUCAUCCUGUCUGGGGUAGGUUGUGAGAAUAGUUCAAAUGGUUAUUGGUAUUCUGUUUCUGGGUUUCUUCCAGUUGUGCCUACUGAAUGCAAUCUUGGUUUAUGGUAGUAAUAAAAGUAGGCAUCCCAAUUAAAGGAUACAUAUGCUUUAACAUGAUUUGGUGUGCUAAUGAAUACUUCAUCUCCAGGCCAAAGUGUUUGCAGAGCUUGGAGAGGUUCUCAAUGGAACAAGACCUGCCCAUAGAGAGAAGACCACUGUGUUCAAAUCCCUUGGUAGAUCGUCUUACUUUAUCCUCUAUUCAAAUCCUGUAACAUGUUCCUCCAUUGUACUUAAAAGUUUUAUUGAUCCCGUUUGUAUACAACAGGAAUGGGGAUUCAAGAUGCAGUCUCUGCCAAGCUUGUGUUUGAACAGUGGAAGAGCAAAUACUGAAGACCUGUGGAGGAUAAUGGGAUGGCCAUGAAUGUGAUCACUUACAUUCCCACCAGUUCUUUAAAGGAGUAGGUGGAAAGAUAUUGGGAGUUGAAGCACAUUCCUACAUCUGCACAACAGAAUGUAAAAAACAGACAAUAGGCAGAGAUUUUAAAUGAAUUUAUUGGCUUUAAAAAAAAUAAUCAGCAGAUGAACUACUAUAUUAUCAUGUCAAAAUAAAACCACAUUUAGCCAGAAGAAAAAUCAAGUGUAUCAUUUCUUUCAUUGUGCCGUUAACACUGGUAAUAGCUCAGAACAACAGCCUCACUCAGUUCAAAUUAAAAAUAAUACUUUGAAAAUAGUCACUGGUAGGUAUAUCACUGAACUACUGUAUAUUUUAAAUACAGCAAUUAUAAGCUACAGUAUAACAGACAAAGAACACAUGGUCAGUUCAACUUCUUCUGAAUUAUUUUAAAUUGCUCAGUUCUUAGUGAGAUACAGUCAUAGGUUAGCAUGGUUGCAGUCUCUGUUCAGCUAUUACAUUCCAGUCAUUGCCACUCCUGCCAUCGGCCAAAUGGAAGGAGUGGCAAGGAGUGGAAUGUUCGCUAAAAAGACCGGUUCCCAGACUAGUAAUAGGUAGCUCUGAUGACGUUUACAUAGCAUCAUGAUGUUAAUGAUGACAAAGCUUAAUGUUAAAACGAGUUCACGACAACUACGUUUCGAGUAGCAAACAAACUCCAGAUUCUUCACACUAGAACUAGACCUUUGUAAAGGACUGGAUAGAUGGCAACUGCUGACAGAAUCAGUUCUUAAAGGGAAUGAAGUUGAAUACAAGCCUAGAUUCUACCGUAUAACAAACAGGGCCUAUAACAAAAAAGUUAUGACGCACGCAGGUGUUUGGAGUGUAAAGCUGACAGACUACACACUACAGUUCCAUUACUAACAAUACUCGUACGAUGGAUGUAUUUUGUGUUUAUGUACAGAAAACACAGUUUGUGAAACCGUUGUUUAAUCCAACAAGAGGGAUCCAUCUAAAUUGGUCUGAUAAAGAACCAUUCUCCAUCCUCUUUCUGACUAACAGGUUCUCCUAUACAUAUUUUCUAUAGACACCUGUAGAAUGUAAAAUACUGGAUAUUUUCUCAGAUCAAGGGGGAGCACCAAGUACUGUAAGUGGAUAUUUAGCUGGAUCUAAUAAGCAUUUAAUCCAACUAGGUAUAAAGUGAUAGCUAUUAUCCAUUAUUGACAGUUGUUUUGACGAUUUAUUUGAGGAUGGAUAAAAUCCACCUGACGAGAAAAGUUUUAUCUAAAUUCACUUGAUCUACAUAGAGUAUGACUAUAGAACAUAGACGAUACUACUACAACACUAUGCUUUUUUUAAUUUUUUGAGUUUACUUCCAUUUCUCUUGAACUAUUUAAAACGUUCUUUUAAGAUUUAGUAAAUGAUGGUCGCACAUCUGGUACAAAAGAGAAAAAACACAAGAAUAAGAAGAAAUCAUUCCAUUUAGUGUUCAUGGAGCUACUAGAAAGUGAUGACCAUUAUAUGCGGUAGGAAUUUUGGCAACACCUCAAUUCUACACAAUUGAUUGAAGUCUGUAAACAAACAAUAUGGACUCUUGAGAAGAGUGGAAAGAGACAAAAAUUGAAAAGAGCAAUUAGUAUUAUCUUCCAGGAACAUAAAAAAACAAGUACAUUUUUUAGAAGGCAGCAGGAAUUUCACAAAGCUCUAAUUCUAGGAUUUGUAUAAUAAAAUCAAUCAUAUUUAAGUACUAUGUACUAAAAAAAUGACAUCUGGAUACUUUUUGUAGAAUCCUCCCCCUUCCUCCUAAGACACUCCCCCACCCUCUUCUUCUUCCUCCCCCCAACCAACAGGUGAGCUCAGACUGCAGUGUGACUUCCUCCUUCCUGUCUGGAGCGUUUAGAGUAGUGAGCACUUCCUCU
Coregonus sp. 'balchen' is the source of this 4130-nucleotide messenger RNA. NCBI's taxonomy places the organism in Eukaryota, Metazoa, Chordata, Actinopteri, Salmoniformes, Salmonidae. The record is from the annotation of a GenBank genome assembly.